UGUGAUUCAGGAGUUGUUGCCCAUGGAAUCCGGCCAUUCUGGUAUGAAGUUUGCACACGAGGAAACCGAAAACGGAAAGAAGCUAGUGAAGGAAAAUUCUUUAGCUGUUCAAAGGUCUAACUGGGAUAAAAGUGGAGGUGUUCCAGAAUCUUCCGUGUCUAGAAUUGACGGUCAGCCAAUUCCUCAUGUUUCUACUGCAGUUCCUGUUAAACCCAAGCCGAGUCCUCUUGUUUCUGCUGCAGUUUCAGUUACACCCAAGACGUUCAAGGAAUCAGAUGGUUACCGGAAGUAUUCCAUUAGUGAAAUUAAAGAGAGGUAUCAUCUUGAUGAAAGAUUCGAGGUGGAGUUCAUCGAAGGUGAAGAUAAGCUGACUGACGCACUUGUCAAGAAUUUUCCUUGCGACAAAGACAACCUAUUGAUUGCGGUCGGUCAGUUGGAGGCCGGUCUACGUUUACCUCUGUACUACCCGGAAAAUCCUUUCUAUUAUGAGGUAUUGAGUCAACGUGCUGAUAAGAGGGGCAUUUUUCAGUACAACGGCAAUUUCUUUCGCUUUCUACGGGAAUGCCGCAAACGUAGUAAGGGCUGCACUGGGAUAACAUCUGAAGUUCCUAAGUUUCGUCGCGAGGAUUACACGGCUACCAACUUCAACUGGACUUGGGCUGAUAACACAAUGGGGAGGAACCGGUUUCCUUGGUGUGUCGGCCCUCGCCGCAUCCCAUAUAGCCAGGAUCAGGAUUUCUCCGGUAAAGCCGAGCUCCUUCCUGAGUACAAGAGGAAAAAGCGGUUUGGUAUGGUGCGACUUGAUCAUGACGAACAGUGGUUCCGCACUCCCUUGCGUAUUAAGGGUCCUUGGGUGAUGGGCUGGUUAACUUCUGGAGAUCCCCGCACCAGCUUUGAGAAAUUCUAUCCUCCUUACGAGCCAUGGACUCUAAACAUGGUUGCUAGUGGUGAAGUGACUUCUGUAACUGUUCCUGAUGAUACUGAUGGGACUGACACAGAUGGUGAUGAUCCCGCUUGGACGACACCUCUUGUUCAUCUGAAGCGAAAGCCUGCCCCUGGUGACCAGAAUGUUGAGGAUACAAGUGUGGAAAGGUCUCGUCCUGAUAGAUUGGAUGUCCAGUCUUCUAGUAAGAAUUCUGAAGAUCUGGAGAUCCCCAAUGUUGUCGACGCUCCUUUUGUGAACUCGGGUGUUCUUGAUUCUGAAGCCAGGGAUGAGUUCCGUUCCACGACCAUGGGUUUAGCCGAGAUAGAGGCUUUCUUUCAGGAAUUUGCUCAUGAGUCUACCUUCUCAUCUGUUGCUAAAUUUGUGGAGCAAUGCCCUAAGUUGUACGACUUGUACCUGCUUUACCAUAACAAAUGCAAGGAUCUUGAGAGGGAGAAGGAUUUGCUGGUGUCAGAGGUUCACGAUCUUAAGUCGCGGAUGCAGGGAUUGGUCACUCGUGAGGAGGCAGACGCUGCGCUCGCUAAACAAAUUGAAGCCACUAAUAGUAGUGUCCAAGAGCAUCUGGCCAUUGCGAAUGCUAGGAUUCAAGAGCUGGAAAGCCUAAACCGCGCUCAAUCCCUAGAGCUCGCCACUAGAGCGGAGAGGGCCCAGGAAAUUAUCAAGUUGGCUGAGGGAUUAUGAAGCCUGGUGAAAAGUGCAAAAUGUUGUUGAGGAUCCGAUCUUUUUUGUGUUUCCUUGUGAAUAUUCAGUAACCCCUCCUCUAACUUGUGCAAAGUAGUCGUCUUUUUGUUAAUGUCAUUCUAAAUGAUUUUGGAUGAAAUAUUCCAUAUCUUGUAGGUUCUAGUCGUCUUAAUGGGAUACCAUUUUACUUGGUGAGAAAUUUUGGUGCAUUCCAAGGAAAAUCAGUACUCCAUUAGCGGCAUUUCAAGGCUACUUAGUAUGGGUCUUGCCUUUAAAUGUAAUUUGUCACAGUUGGGAAAAUAUUUGCAACAAGUGCAGGAA
This is a messenger RNA of Papaver somniferum (opium poppy), 1945 nucleotides long. RefSeq lists its product as uncharacterized. The coding region runs from base 23 to 1624 and encodes 533 amino acids. The transcript is spliced from 6 exons. The record is from RefSeq and is a predicted model, not a curated record. NCBI's taxonomy places the organism in Eukaryota, Viridiplantae, Streptophyta, Magnoliopsida, Ranunculales, Papaveraceae.